Sinocyclocheilus anshuiensis is the source of this 1712-nucleotide messenger RNA. RefSeq names its product histone acetyltransferase KAT7-like. Gene Ontology annotation, molecular function: histone H3 acetyltransferase activity; zinc ion binding; transcription coregulator activity. Gene Ontology annotation, biological process: regulation of transcription by RNA polymerase II. Lineage: Eukaryota; Metazoa; Chordata; Actinopteri; Cypriniformes; Cyprinidae. The annotation marks the transcript as partial. Gene Ontology annotation, cellular component: nucleus; histone H3-K14 acetyltransferase complex; chromatin. The transcript has 13 exons. The record is from RefSeq and is a predicted model, not a curated record.
CUCCCUGCCAUGUUUUUCGUCCUCACGUCACUUCCGCUGUGGCGCGAGUCGCGAGAGAGAACUGAGAACAGAAACACACAAACUUCUGAACACACAGCUGCUGUAUUAUAUCAGACAGCAGAAAACAGACAUUUCCUUUUGACAAAUUUGUGAAAAGAACAGCGGUUGGAUUCAUCGAGGAGAACAUGCCGCGGAGAAAGAGAACAGCAGGCAGUAGUUCAGACGGGACUGCUGAUUCUGAUGACUCUGGAGAUCAUGAGAAGACCGACAGCUCCCAUAGUGAAGCCAAUCAGCGCAAUAACACUCGUCUGACCCGUUCAUCACUGCGCCUGAGCCAGAGCUCUCAAGAUGCCCCACCAGAUGUGAAACAAGCAGCAGAGAGAUAUGAGUCUCCCCCCAGGACACCCACAGGAAACGCCCCCUCAUCCGAAUCCGACAUCGACAUAUCCAGCCCCAAUGCAUCCCACGAUGAGAGCGUGACUAAAGACCAGAAAGACUCUGGCAGCGAUCCCUCCCAUCGUCCAAAACGCCGCCGCUUUCACGAGAGCUACAACUUCAAUAUGAAGUGCCCCACACCUGGGUGCAAUUCUCUAGGACAUUUAACAGGGAAACAUGAGAGACAUUUCUCCAUAUCAGGAUGCCCUCUCUACCAUAACCUCUCAGCAGAUGAGUGCAAGGUAAAAGCCAUCGAGCGUGAGAAACAAGAGGAAGAGCGCAGUCAGGGGCAGAACGAGGAGAACAGACACGCUACUCGGCAUCAGGCACCAACUCCAAGACAAGUUCGAUAUAAAGAGAAGGUAAUGGAGAUGAGGAAGAGGAGGGAUUCUGGACUGACAAAAGACCAAAAAGAGAAGUACAUGGAGCACAGACAGACACACGGAACCACACGUGAACCACUGCUGGAGAACAUCACCAGUGAUUAUGAUCUGGAGCUCUUCAGGAAAGCUCAGGCCCGCGCAGCAGAGGAUCUGGAGAAACUGCUUCUGCAGGGUCAGAUCACAGAAGGCAGUAACAUGAUCAAGACCAUCCUGUUUGGCCGUUAUGAGCUAGACACUUGGUACCAUUCUCCCUACCCUGAGGAAUACGCCCGUCUGGGGCGUCUGUACAUCUGUGAGUUCUGCCUCAAGUAUAUGAAGAGUCAGACCAUCCUGCGCAGACACAUGGCCAAAUGUGUGUGGAAACACCCUCCUGGUGAUGAAGUCUACAGAAAAGGUGCCAUUUCUGUGUUUGAGGUUGAUGGGAAAAAGAACAAGAUCUAUUGCCAGAACCUUUGUUUGCUGGCCAAGCUGUUUCUGGACCAUAAAACACUGUACUAUGACGUGGAACCUUUCCUGUUUUAUGUCAUGACUGAAGCUGAUAACACAGGCUGUCACCUCGUGGGAUAUUUCUCAAAGGAGAAGAACUCAUUCCUGAAUUACAAUGUGUCCUGUAUCCUGACUAUGCCACAGUACAUGAGGCAGGGCUACGGCAAGAUGCUCAUUGAUUUCAGUUACCUGCUGUCAAAGGUUGAAGAGAAGGUGGGUUCUCCAGAGCGCCCUCUCUCAGAUUUGGGCCUCAUCAGUUACCGCAGCUACUGGAAGGAAGUGCUGCUGCGGUACAUGUGCAACUUCAAGGGCAAAGAGAUCUCCAUCAAGGAGAUCAGUCAAGAGACGGCAGUGAAUCCUGUGGACAUUGUCAGUACUCUGCAGUCACUUCAGAUGCUCAAGUACUGG